Messenger RNA from Hevea brasiliensis (rubber tree), 4736 nucleotides. RefSeq names its product probable serine/threonine protein kinase IREH1. The record is from RefSeq and is a predicted model, not a curated record. Bases 337 to 4254 code for a protein of 1305 amino acids. Lineage: Eukaryota; Viridiplantae; Streptophyta; Magnoliopsida; Malpighiales; Euphorbiaceae. Gene Ontology annotation, molecular function: ATP binding; protein serine/threonine kinase activity. Gene Ontology annotation, biological process: intracellular signal transduction; peptidyl-serine phosphorylation. The transcript has 18 exons.
UACUUUCGUUCUUUUUCCUAUUCAGACAACAUCUGCUCUUCUUCUCUUCCAUUUUUGCUUCAAUUUCAACCCAACCUCUCUCACACUUCAACGUCAACAACUUCAUUCAACGGAUACUGUCUCACUUUCUCUGUAAAUUCAACCAUUUAUUUUUCUCUCUCUAGAAAUACCAUUUCUAAUGUUACUCUGUUAGCAGUCUUAGCCGUGCUUCAUCUAUGCUAGGGCCGAAGAAGAAAAAGAAGAAGAAGAAGAAGAAGAAGAAAAGGAAAGUAAAAGUAAAACCCUUUAAUUAAUCAAACCCUGAACUCAUUUUUUGUAAAGGGAUAGUAAAUUCUAAUGGUCUUCAAGAACAAACUCUUCUUCUCUUCUAAAAAAUCUGGCGCUUCUAGCCCUGAUGGAACCGACAGCCCUCGAUCCGUCGGUUCCAAUUCUCCGAUUGGGUCCGAUAAGAAAAAGCCUAAAUCUUCAUCUAAAGAUGAAAGUCCCACUGCCCAUAAUUCCGGUUUUGCUGCUGCAGCUUGUAGACAAACGCAAGUUAAGGACGGAGUCAAGAAGGACUCUUUGAAAGGUAAGGAAAGUGCUUCUCAGUCGCCGGGUAGGCUGGGUUUGUCCAAUUCUGGCUCUAAGAAGGCUGCAGCUGCGAGGGCGGUGGAUGGGAAGGACACCGCCGCUGCAGCGGCGUCUUCUGUGUCUCCGAUAUUGGCAUCAUCUUUAGGUUUGAACAGGAUAAAGACGAGAUCGGGGCCGUUGCCGCAGGAGAGCUUUUUCAGUUUUAGAGGGGAUAAGGGGUCGGGGGUGCUGGGGUCCAGUAACUUAUCCAAGCCUUGUGAUGGUGUUGUUGGGGGUGGAGGGGGGAGUUCAAGUUCAUGUUCUGGGGCAGGGAAGAAGAAAGAGAUAAUGGGAGAGAGUAGGAUGAUGGAAUUUCAGCGGAGUGGUGUGGGUGAUAAUGACCACAACUGGGAUAGCAUGAUUUCUCCUGGAACUGUCCAUCCUGGAGAGGUAAGUCCGAAUUUGCAGGCAAGGUCGCAGAUGCGGAAUGGGGAAUCAUCGACAGAGGCAGGUCAACAUAAGUCUUCAUGGGGUCAUUCAGGAGGCUUGAGAAGUUCGGAUGUUUUCACAGCAGAGACUUAUGACUGUGAAAACCCAAAGGAGUCUGAAUCUCCCCGUUUUCAAGCUAUACUCCGAGUGACUAGUGCACCUAGAAAGAGGUUUCCUGCUGAUGUCAAAAGUUUCUCCCAUGAAUUAAAUUCAAAAGGUUUUCGGCCUUUCCCAUUUUGGAAGCCUCGAGGGCGAAAUAACUUGGAGGAGAUCUUGGUUGUUAUACGGGCAAAAUUUGACAAAGCAAAGGAAGAAGUGAAUUCUGAUUUAGCUCUCUUUGCAGCGGAUCUGGUUGGAAUCCUUGAAAAAAAUGCAGAAAGUCAUCCUGAAUGGCAGGAAACCAUUGAGGACUUGUUGGUUUUAGCUCGUAGUUGUGCUAUGACAUCACCCAGUGAGUUCUGGCUUCAAUGCGAAGGCAUAGUCCAAGAAUUGGAUGAUAGGCGCCAAGAACUUCCCCCAGGAAUGCUGAAGCAACUUCAUACCCGAAUACUUUUCAUUCUUACAAGGUGCACAAGGCUGUUGCAAUUUCACAAAGAAAGUGGGCUGGCUGAGGAUGAAAAUGUUUUUCAGCUUCGCCAAUCUAGGCUUCUGCAUUCUGCUGAUAAACAUAUUCCUCUGGGCAUUGGAAGGGAAGGGAAAAGUUCUAGUGCUGAUAAGUCAUCAAUUGCUGCCUCUGCGAAGAAAUCUUAUAGUCAAGAGCAGCAUGGCUUGGAUUGGAACAGAGACCAGGUUCUACUGCAAGGGAGUUCACUCUCUACUGCUGAUGGCAGUUCAAAGAACAUGGAUUCUCCUGGGGGCUGGGAUCGGAUGUCUUCGUGGAAGAAACUCCCAUCUCCAGCAGCAAAAAACAUGAAGGAAGUUGCAUCUUCAAAGGAACUCAGUGAUAGCAGGGUUGAACCUUUGAAAAUGUUGAAAAAUAGGAAAGCAGUUUCUGAUGCAGAUCUAAUUGCCACUAAGCUUUCAGAGCUUCCUACAGCCAAAGAUUCACAUGAACAUUCUACAAAGCACCAACACAAGGUUUCCUGGGGCUAUUGGGGUGAUCAACAGAAUGUUUCUGAUGAGAGUUCAAUAAUUUGUCGCAUUUGUGAGGAGGAGGUUCCAACUUCACAUGUCGAAGACCAUUCGAGAAUUUGUGCAAUUGCUGAUUGUUGUGAUCAGAAGGGUCUAAGGGUGAAUGAACGUCUUGUCAGAAUUUCUGAAGCCCUUGAGAAGAUGAUAGAGUCCUUUGCUCAGAAGGAUAUCCAACAUGGAGUAGGAAGCCCAGAUGUUGCCAAAGUAUCAAAUUCCAGUGUGACUGAAGAGUCUGAUGUUCUCUCUCCAAAACUCAGUGAUUGGUCCAGGAGAGGUUCAGAGGACAUGCUUGACUGUUUCCCUGAAUCUGAUAAUUGUAUUUUUAUGGAUGACCUGAAGGGUUUGCCCUCUAUGUCAUGUAAAACCCGUUUUGGUCCAAAAUCAGAUCAAGGAGUGGCCACAUCAUCGGCAGGUAGCAUGACUCCGAGAUCUCCAUUAUUGACACCAAGGAGCAGUCACAUAGACUUGCUCCUGGCAGGGAAGGUUGCAUUUUCUGAGAAUGAUGACAUUGCACAGAUGAAUGAACUUGCCGAUAUUGCUAGAUGCGUAGCAAAUACACCUUUAGAUGAUGACAAUUCAAUGCCUUACUUGCUUACUUGUCUUGAAGAUUUGAGGGUUGUCAUUGACCGCCGAAAGUUUGAUGCUCUUACAGUUGAGACUUUUGGAACACGCAUUGAAAAGCUUAUCAGGGAGAAGUAUUUGCAGCUUUGUGAACUUGUAGAAGAUGAAAGGGUUGAUAUAACAAGUACUGUAAUAGAUGAAGAUGCUCCCUUGGAAGAUGACGUGGUUCAGAGCUUGAGAACAAGCCCUAUAUAUUCUAAGGACCGCACCUCAAUAGAUGAUUUUGAGAUAAUAAAACCAAUCAGUCGUGGGGCAUUUGGACGGGUCUUCUUGGCUAAAAAGAGAACAACAGGAGAUCUGUUUGCCAUCAAGGUUCUUAAAAAGGCUGACAUGAUUCGUAAGAAUGCUGUUGAAAGUAUACUUGCAGAACGGGAUAUUUUAAUUUCAGUUCGCAAUCCUUUUGUGGUUCGAUUCUUUUAUUCGUUUACUUGUCGUGAGAAUUUGUAUCUUGUGAUGGAGUAUUUGAAUGGAGGAGAUCUGUAUUCUUUGUUGAGAAAUUUGGGCUGCUUAGAUGAAGAUGUUGCUCGCAUAUACAUUGCUGAAGUUGUGCUUGCUUUGGAAUAUCUACAUUCCCUCCAUGUGGUUCAUCGUGAUUUGAAGCCCGAUAAUCUGUUGAUUGCACAUGAUGGUCAUAUCAAGUUGACGGACUUUGGUCUUUCCAAGGUUGGUCUCAUCAACAGCACUGAUGAUUUAUCUGGUCCAGCGGUUAGUGGGACAUCUAUGCUUGGGGAUGAUGAACCACAACUAUCCACUUCUGAGGAUCAGCAGGAAAGACGGAAGAAACGUUCAGCAGUGGGUACACCAGACUAUUUGGCACCUGAGAUACUUUUGGGAACAGGACAUGGCACAACUGCAGAUUGGUGGUCAGUUGGUGUUAUCCUAUUUGAGCUGCUUGUUGGUAUUCCACCAUUUAAUGCUGAGCAUCCACAGAUAAUAUUUGAUAAUAUUCUCAACCGUAAGAUACCAUGGCCGCGGGUGCCUGAAGAAAUGAGCCCUGAAGCGCUGGAUCUAAUUGAUAGAUUAUUAACAGAAGAUCCUCAUCAGAGACUUGGAGCUGGAGGAGCUUCUGAGGUGAAGCAGCAUGUAUUCUUUAAGAAUAUUAACUGGGACACGCUUGCCAGACAGAAGGCUGCAUUUGUUCCCAGUUCGGAGAGUGCACUUGAUACAAGUUACUUCACAAGUCGCUAUUCAUGGAAUACUUCAGAUGACCAUGUAUAUCCAGCCAGUGAAUUUGAGUAUUCCAGUGAUGCUGACAGUUUAAGUGGCAGCAGUAGUUGCCUAAGCAAUCGCCAAGAUGAAGUGGGAGAUGAAUUUGGGGGUCUUGCAGAGUUUGAGUCUGGCUCAUCUUUCAAUUAUUCAUUUAGUAAUUUCUCAUUUAAGAAUCUCUCCCAGCUUGCAUCAAUCAACUAUGAUCUUCUCUCCAAGGGUUGGAAGGACGAUCCAUCUACGAAUCCUAAUUCAUGAUCCCUGUAUCUCCUGUCAAGAGCCAGAAUUGUGUUUUUAUGACAUUGGAUGAAUUUGGGCUUUUGUAGGGUGCAUGAUUGCCAGUGUUGUUUGUAUACCCUGUACAUAAAUAGAAGAAAAUUUGAAAGAAUGGAACUACUUUGGGAUGUGUUCUUUGCCCGUUAUAGGUAAUGGAUCCACACUGUGGGGUUCCAAUUUUAUUGUCCAAGUUGUUUUUGUUUGAGCUGAGGAUUGUUAAAGUUAAUGCUGCAGUGUCGGUUUACAGUCUUAACCUAUGGUGUUACUGGUUUUUGCUUUUAUAUCAACGAGAACACAUCCCGGCAUUAUGAGUUUUCAGUUUCAGUUCAGUGUAACAUGUUUAUCAAACUCUGUGAGCUUCAUUUCCAUCAUUAAAGUUGAGUUAGAAAAUCAUUACCAAGUCUUACUGUUACUGUGUUAAAUAUAACUCAUUCCGUAAAUAUAACUCAGGUAGCCUUGAUUUA